Molecule: messenger RNA, 1826 nt
Organism: Choloepus didactylus (southern two-toed sloth)
Lineage: Eukaryota; Metazoa; Chordata; Mammalia; Pilosa; Megalonychidae
Gene: HSD11B2
Product: hydroxysteroid 11-beta dehydrogenase 2
Exons: 5
Coding region: 135-1340 (401 amino acids)
Molecular function (GO): oxidoreductase activity
Source: RefSeq, a predicted model, not a curated record
GCGAGCAGAGAAUACGAGUUCCUCUCCUGCAGCCGGCCGGUGUUCCGUUGCACCCAGCGCCCGGGUCCCGAGUCUCUCUCCCGGCUCCCCAGCCCGGCCCCUGUCCCGACCAGGCCCAGCCCGUCCGGGCCGCCAUGGAGCGCUGGCCUUGGCCGUCGGGCGGCGCCUGGCUGCUCGUGGCGGCCCGCGCGGGGCUGCAGUUGAUGCGCGCAGACCUGCAUCUGGGCCGCCCGCUGCUGGCCGCGCUGGCGCUGCUGGCCGCGCUCGACUGGCUGUGCCAGCGCCUGCUGCCCCCGCUGGCCGCCCUCGCCGUGCUGGCCGCCGCCGGCUGGAUCGCGUUGUCCCGCUUGGCGCGCCCGCUCCGACUGCCGGUGGCCACUCGCGCGGUGCUCAUCACCGGUUGUGACUCUGGCUUUGGCAAGGAGACAGCCAAGCAACUGGAUGCCAUGGGCUUCACGGUGCUGGCCACUGUGCUGCAGCUGGAUGGCCCCGGUGCCCAAGAGCUGCGGGCCUGCUGUUCCCCUCGCCUGAGGCUGUUGCAGAUGGACCUGACCAAGCCAGCUGACAUCAGCCGUGCUCUGGAGUUCACCAAGGCCCACACCACUAGCACAGGCCUGUGGGGCCUGGUCAACAACGCGGGCCACAAUGAUGUGGUGGCUGACGUGGAGCUUUCGCCGGUGGCCACAUUCCGCAACUGCAUGGAGGUGAACUUCUUUGGCACCCUGGAGCUGACCAAGGGCCUUCUGCCGCUGCUGCGCCACUCAAAGGGUCGCAUCGUGACUGUGGGGAGCCCGGCUGGAGACAUGCCGUAUCCGUGCUUGGCAGCCUACGGGACCUCCAAGGCAGCCACGGUUUUGCUCAUGGACACAUUCCGCUGUGAACUCCUGCCCUGGGGGGUCAAAGUCAGCGUCAUCCAGCCUGGCUGCUUCAAGACAGAGUCAGUGCUGAACGUGGGCCAGUGGGAACAGCGCAAGCAGCUGCUGCUGGCCAACCUGCCGCGGGAGCUGCUGCAGGCCUACGGCGAGGACUACAUCGAGCACUUCCACGGCCAGUUCCUGCAGUCCCUCCGCCUGGCGCUGCCCGACCUCAGCCCCGUGGUGGAGGCCAUCACGGACGCGCUGCUGGCGGCCCGGCCGCGCCACCGUUACUACCCGGGCCGUGGCUUGGGGCUCAUGUACUUCAUCCACCACUACCUGCCUGAGGACUGGCGGCGCCGCUUCCUGCAGAACCACUUCAUCAAUCCCUGUCUGCCUCGGGCACUGCGGCCAGGCCAGGCCAGCCCUCCGCUGGCCCGGGACCCAGACCCUGAUCCAGGACCUUCCCUGGCCUCAGUCCAGUGAGCCGUGGGCACAUGUGGCCUGGCUGCUCCAGCAUUGGAGGCCCCAUGAGCUCCUAGGUCUGCCCUAGAGCGUGGCCUGGAAAACGCGUCAAACCUGCCGCCAGAUGCCCCACUCCAGGCCUGGGGAGGCUGAGGUUGCCGGUGAGCCUCUGGGCCUCUUUACUGCUUCGUGAGCCUGAAGAGACCCUCCUGGGCACUACUCCCCACCCUGCAGCUUGGAGAACCCAGCUGGAUGGGAUGUGUAGUGCCAGACUUAGUUGUAGCCUCUGCAAAUGAAGUGACUGGGUGGGUUGGAGACCACCUCAGGACUGCCUCUCGGCACAGUGCCUCAGUGCUGAGAUUCGAAGGGUAAAUCCCAACUGCCUCUUGACUGGCUCAAGAAUUAGGCCCCUAACCACCCAGCCCCAGCCCCCCAAGCCCCAGGGAAGCUGCACACUCGACUUGCUUUAUUGCCACUUCUUAAAUAAAGAUGUUUUUAUUUCUCCUA